Molecule: messenger RNA, 1941 nt
Organism: Amphiprion ocellaris (clown anemonefish)
Lineage: Eukaryota; Metazoa; Chordata; Actinopteri; Pomacentridae
Product: probable serpin E3
Exons: 6
Coding region: 529-1296 (255 amino acids)
Biological process (GO): negative regulation of endopeptidase activity
Molecular function (GO): serine-type endopeptidase inhibitor activity
Source: RefSeq, a predicted model, not a curated record
AUACCAGCGGUUCCUACUGUACGCACAUCUGGAAUUGUGAAAAGUGUUUCUUUUUAAACCAAAAGUUCAAUUAAGAAAAACGAAAAACAAAAAACGGAAAAUUUAAUGUUUUAUCGGAGAUCAAUUUAAUUCAAUCUAAUCAUAUAUUUGUAGGAAUAUAAAGCCUAAUUUUUUUCUAAAAAAUCGCUCACAGUUUAGUUUUCGUUAAACAAGUGCCUCCUUUUCAAGACGCUUGCUUGUUUCAGUACAUGAACACUUUGCUUCAAACUCCACUUCUCUAAAAGUUGCCUUGCACGUCUGCUGUGACUAAGAUCUCCUGCAGGGCUCUUCUGAUUUCCACAUGGCGCCACCUUGUGGAUCCCGCGGUCAUCCUCCACAAAACCUCACGUGUUUGCAAACAGUUCAUUCACCGUUCUUCUCUUAAUGAGCCUUUUGAAAUGCAAACUAUCGCAUACAAACAGUCAGUGGCGUACACAGAUAGAUACCAGGUGGCGCUAGAGCACCUGCCCCUUGCCCUCAGUAUCAAGCAUGUAUCAGCUGCACAUCCGGCUGGCCGUCAGCCUCUACCAGAAGCUCACCCAGACGGAGAACACCUCCAACCUGAUCAUGUCUCCGACCAGCGUCUCCUUGUCCCCGGCGCUGCUGCAGCUCGGGGCCCGGGGCAACACGCUGGCUCAGCUGGAGGGGACUCUGGGAUACAGCGUGAACGACGCCCAGGUCCAGGACUUCCUGCUGCACUCCCAGGGUGGCGUGAGCAACAGCAGCCAGGGCAUGUGGCUGCAGCAGACAUGCACGCUGUUCAUCCAGAGCGGUGUCCAGCUGCUGCCCCAGUUCACCCAGCAUGCAGCAGCCUGGGCCAACACCAACGUAGUCCGAGCCAACUUCAGCCAGCCCAACCAGUCCCACAGCCAAGCAGAGCGAGGAGGACACGGCCACGCCCCUGCCGUUCCCUGGUUCCCCCCAGAUGAGUCGUGGCCCCUCCAGUCAGGAAGCAGCAGCGUAGAGCUCUCUGGAUCAGGAGAGGCCCAGGCCGAGGCCCUGUGGUGGGGACACCACCUGCAGGUGGUGCUGGUCAACACGGUGGCCUUCAGGGGCGUCUGGCAGAAGCAGUUUCUGUUCACCAACACCCAGAACCUGCCCUUCAUCCUGUCUGAUGGGACUCCCAUCAAGGUGCCCAUGAUGUACCAGGCUCCAGAGGUCAGCUUUGCGAUGGUCCUCCUCAAAAGAUCCAGAGCUCCAGUCUUCAAAGCAGAUCGACCGUUCUUAUUUCUACUGCGACAGGUUCAAACAGAGUGAAAGUAGCAUUUCCUCCAGAACUGGUCAGAGAUUGCAGCAUCUGAGGGCCUCUUCAAAAGAAGACGUAGUUGAUGAAGGUGUUCUGGAGCAGGACCAGAAAGACCACGACCAAGCAGCCUUGAGAUCUUAGGCAGCAUCUCCCUCAGGUCCCUCUCUAUCUCCCCACACAUGCACCAACCACUGGAACACAUCUCCAAAGUUCUGCCAGGCCAGCUCAGCUUCCCCUCAGAAGAAGUGCCGCCACCUGCCAGAUGAAGGAGCCUUUUGAGAGGCAGCUGGCAUCGUGAUUGGACUGUACUUUGGUCUGUUCCAAUCCAGCUUCAGCUCCAGAGACGGCAGGCGGGACGAGUCAACGGAGGCCGGGUGGACGAACGAAGGCAUGCAGCUGAGUACAAUCCAGAAAACAACAAAGGAGGAGUGCAGUGACCCAGGGCCAGAACAAGCAGAGUAUGUCUCUUAGAAAACAUCAUAGUAUAGCCUUUGGUAUGAAAAAACGCCAUCAUAUACAUCGUAUAUUGUACAAAUAACAAGUCAAAGGAAAGAGACAUACAUUGUAGAAUUGUAGUAAUUGUGGGCUGACUGAUUUAUUGAUUAUCAGUAUUUUAUUUUUUACUGAUUUACGGUAAUAAAUACAUUUAAAAAUGG